Messenger RNA from Racocetra fulgida, 723 nucleotides. The record is from the annotation of a GenBank genome assembly. Lineage: Eukaryota; Fungi; Glomeromycota; Glomeromycetes; Diversisporales; Gigasporaceae.
AUGCAACGUGCUCGAAAGUUUGCAACACAAAUUUAUGAUGAUUUUCAAACCCAUAAUAAAGAAUAUUACAACAAAUUAGAUAAAUUUAUUUUAGAGUCAUUUCAAUAUUUGGUUGAUACAAAAUUUUAUUUAGUUGAAUUUAAUAAUCACAAUAAGGAAAAUCAACAACAAUAUAUAAUGUCCUUUGUACAAACAAUAGAUCAAAAUUUAAUAUUUCGUGAGGCUUAUAGAAGUUUAGCAGCAUUAGAACAUGAUUUAUCGCAAGAAUAUAUUAUAUAUAAUACAAAGGUUCAAAUUGAUAAUGAAAUGCAAAACCUAAUUCCAAUUAAGUUGGUUGAUAUAAAAACAAAAUUUGGAGCUGAUUUAAACGAACAAUCUGAUAUAAAUGAUCCUGAAAUAAUAGAACAAGUAAUUAGCGCAAUUAGGAAAGGCGGGUAUCGCAGCAUUAAAGAUAUUUUAAAUUACAUAGUUUCCUUUUUAGUUAAUCGAAAUGUUCUAAAUCCAAAAGAUCCAUGUAUUAAUAUUCGGAUAUCAGGAGAUGGAAGGAAUGUUGGACGGAAAGUCCAGCAUGUAAUGGUAACCUGCGCAAUUCUUGAUGAUCGAAAGAACUUUUAUCUUCCUGAUUAUCAUUAUGUUGUAGUAUUAUAUCCUGGAAGUGAAGAUUAUAAUUCUUUGAAAAAUGCAAUGACACUAUUUUUGGAAGAGUUACGUGAAUUAAAAUAA